ACUUGAUGAAUGCUGGUGUGUGUUAGUCUGUGACAUUUGGUGGUGAGAACAGUACUAGUGGUGUGAAUAAAUGGUUUGCAAAACUGACAGAUUGACUGAACACAUCAAUUCCAGAAAGAGUCCGGCUACAGCCUUGCGGGAGCCUGCGGUCAGACCGUCCCUUUCAUCAGUUAUGACGACGAUGAAUCAGAUUUCUGGGACGACGGUGACGACAAGUUUUGAAGAACCUGAUUAUGAAACGUCGCUCGCUGGAGUGAAUGGAGAACAGGAUCAGCGGAAGAAGCAACUAAGGGAGGCGCGGCUGAGGGAGAUGCUAGCAACAGAACAAGAGUAUGUGAGAGACCUGGAGACCCUCCUGCUGGUGGUCAACCUUACCUCAGCCAAGACCAGCUUCCGCGCUAUUGACUUCAGUGUGCUCCUUGGCAACAUUCAAGAAGUGUUGGAGGUGGCCAAGAGGCUGAUGGAGACGCUGGAGAGUGAACAGCAGAACAUGGAGGAGCAGGCUCAGGUAGGAGAGGUGUUCCUCCAGUUUGCCAGCGAGCUGUGUCAGGUGUACAAGACCUAUUGCUCCACCUACAGCGUCGAGGUCCUGCCUCUGCUGAAGAAGUACGAGUCGUGCGAGGCCGCCACGGAGGAGCUAGGGAGGCUGGCCCAGGAGCUGCACCUCAAGCGUCCUCACCUCCUCACUCUAAAUACGGCACUCAUCAAACCCGUCCAGCGCAUCCUCAAGUAUCCACUGUAUUUGUCGAAGCUUAUGGAAAGCACUGAGAGCAGCCACCCUGACUACUGCAACCUACACAAGGCUCUCGUGUGUCUCGAAGAAGCCUCAAGAGACGUCAAUGAGUAUACCAGGAGCCUCAACCUCGUGUACAAGUACCGAGGUGAUGUAGAUCAUUCACUGCACGCUAAGAUGCGUCGAGUCAGCCUACACUCCAUCGCGAAGAAAUCUGCCAGGAUGUCCACCAUCUUCUCCCAAAAGCUGGGCAUCAUCAGCAAGACUUCCAGCACAGAAUUCGACGAGAUAGUGGUUCAUUUCCGCAGUAUUGAGCGGGCGGCAGAAGUUAUUGUGACUGAGGUUACUUCCCUCCUGGAGGCUGUGAGAGCCAGACACACGGAAGAGAUGCUGCUAUCCGAGGGUCUGGUUGAUCUCUUGCCCAAUGUUCGUCAUGUCCAAGCCAUCCAGGAAGCAACACUCGACUCUUGCAAUAGGGCCCUCAGAAUGUUUGAUUACGAGAUACAGGAGCGGGUGUUACAGCCGGCGACGCAGGUGGUGACGCUGUGUGGAGCGCCAGCUAGACUCAUUCAUAAGCGUCAUCACAAGAAACUUGACUAUGACGCUGCCCAGGCCAGAGUGCAGCUGACCAGUGAUACCAACAUCGCUAAUGCAGAGAAUGAUGAUGAGGAUGUGCAAGCAAUACGCGAGUACCAGUCACUUCACACGCUACUGAUGGAGGAGCUUCCUAUCCUGACCCAACAUGCCACAAAGAUCCUCACGCUUGCUACUCGCUCACUCGCUGCCUCCCGCCUCUACCUCCAGGGGCAUCUUGCUAAGCUCUACCUCACGCUGGCACAGGACCCACUGUUGGGGUACAUCAGCCUCAAGGAGGCACAGGAGAGAGCCAAGCAACAGGUGGAACAGCUGCGGCUGCUGCUGCCUCACGACUACCAGAAGAAACACACUAAAGAACAUCGCACAGGCAAGACACUCGACGUCACUAAAGUGAAAGCUAAGGCGCGGUUGUCUCUUCUGGAUGUCCGGGGCAAGGAGCUGCUGCAGGCGAGGACGAGUGCUCCAGCACCUCCUCUAGUUACCAAUUCGUACCAUCCAGAGGACGUAAGAGUUACCCUGCCAACACCCUUCACAGGGAGUGAAAUGGAUGCGAAUAGCAUAAAAUGGAUUUUAAACAAAUACAGUUUUUCAACUUCCCGUCAGAAUGCAAGAGAUAUAAUCAACAGCUAUCCAGUGGACAGCUUAUACUUGGUGAAGGAGGCCCACACCGCUACCCAGGACAACGAAAUUACCCUCCAGCCACUCCAGGUAGUGGCUCUCCUAAAGAAAGCUGACCCCAGUGGCGGUACUACCCGCUGGGUGAUCGACGAUGGAGAGAACGUGGGCUUAGUCAGACCAUCCUGUUUAAGACCCUUGGAAACUCCCAACGAGUGGAAUGAAACGAACACCGCAGCGCCCCUCAAUAUUCUGCCCACCGCAGCCUCAAGGAAAUCUCAACAUCUCCAGGGAAGACAGGGACUACACCCUGAGUCCCAGUUCAAAAAUUCUCCCUCUAUCCGAAGUCCUGUUUCUGGCUCUCAGUUGCAAGUCCUCAGCCCUGUUUCUGGUUCUCAGUCCCAAGUCCUCAACCCUGUUUCUGGUUCUAAGUCCCAAGUCCUCAGCCCUGUUUCUGGUUCUCAGUCCCAAGUCCUCAGCCCUGUUUCUGGUUCUAAGUCCCAAGUCCUCAACCCUGUUUCUGGUUCUAAGUCCCAAGUCCUCAACCCUGUUUCUGGUUCUAAGUCCCAAGUCCUCAACCCUGUUUCUGGUUCUAAGUCCCAAGUCCUCAGCCCUGUUUCUGGUCUAAGUCCCAAGUCCUCAACCCGUGUUUCUGGUUCUAAGUCCCAAGUCCUCAGCCCUGUUUCUGGUUCUCAGUCCCAAGUCCUCAGCCCUGUUUCUGGUUCUCAGUCCCAAGAACUUUUCUCUCACUCUCCAGCCAGUCACCCUCAAUUUUCUCAGACCACAACCAACCCCUCCCAUCAUUAUCCUCACACCCCACGCUCGCCAGGGUCACGGAGUCUCUCCAUAGCCAGAAGAGCAACAUCCUCUGACAACUCUGAUAUCGGAGACGACGACGAUACCGAUAAAACAACGGGCAAUAAUAUUUGUGAUGAACAGCAAAUUGGAGAGUACUCUGCCUAUAACGACCAGGAAUACGUGGUUCUUUAUAACUUCGAGGGUAGCGAUGAAAAACAGUUGGAUCUACAUCGGGGCCAGCUGGUUCAAGCCAUUUGUAGAGAGAGCCCAGACUGGUGGUACGUGGAGGAUGCUCAUGGCAAUCAGGGAUACGUUCCAGCAACAUACCUACACAAGUCUGAGGGCAGCUAAGAAAUAAGCGACUCCUAGCAUCAACAAGUGUACACCCAUCUUCCAGGAACCUACAAGCAUCUCCAAAGUACAAGUAACCUGUAAAAUCCGAAAGCUGACCUCCAAAAUAUUGUAUUCAGCCUUCAAAAUUGAAAAAUUAGCCUAGUCAGGGAAAAUUUUUAGUAGUGCAAAAUGCAGCUUUCAGUCGAUAUGAAUCAGCAAAAACUGUUCCACUAGACUUUCCGUCAAUAAUAGUCUGUUCUUGUUACAUGUUUAACACAAAGUUGCUUCAACUGAACGGCAAUCAGCAGCCACUACUGGGAAUAAUACUUGGACUAUACCAGUUCAAGGCCACUGCCAGUGUCUUACGUAAGAACAUAAGAAAGGAGGAUCACUGUAGCAGGCCUGUUGGCCCAUACUAGGCAGGUCCUUUACAAUCCAUCCCUCUAACAAAACAUUUAAGAACAUAAGAAAGGAGGAUCACUGCAGCAGGCCUGUUGGCCCAUGCUCGGCAGGUCCUUUGCAAUUCAUCCCACUAACGAAACAUUUUCCCAACCCAAUCCUCAAUGCUACCCAAGACAUAAGCUCUGAUAACAUAAGAAUAAGCUCUGAUGACAUAAGACUUAUUAUACAGAACUAUGCACAAUCGUAAAAUUAACAAGUUACUACACGACCCUUACUACUACUGUUGUUACUGUAACUGUUGCUUGAUUUACUUAUUAACAAUAAUAAAUUAUAUAAAAUUUAUUUAACAGUGAUUAGUGUUUGGCAGCGGUCGUGCCUGAGUAUUAUAACGAGUCGCAGUCUGUUCGAACACAACGUAAAUCGAAAACACUUUAGCUUAAAUAUUUUUCAGACCGAAAUUUGUUACGCUAAGGAAUUAAAAUAUGCACGAUAAAGUCAUGAAAAUGGCUAUGUGAUCUUUAUCACCUCUUUUCUCACUUAUCUAUCCUGGCUUGUACAGUAACUCUUUACAAUAUCUCGCGAUUAAACCCGAGUAUUCUGCUAUUGCAAAAAAAAAAAAAAAUCUAUAACAGUAUAACCAUAUUAAGAGUACGGUACUUUGACAGCAUAGAUCACUCACACACAAGGAUAAAAUUAACUAUUAAUAAAGGCAGCAAGUACUCAACACGAAUAUCAUUGUGUCAAAAGCCUCUUCUAAAAGUUCCCAGAGGUCCGUACAGGCACCUCUGUAAUUAUAAAACCAACGAAAGUGAAAAGACCUGAGCAGAGAGCAAACUUAAAAUAAUGCUCCGCAGUCAGCAGCACGUCACAAGCUGCAGAAAGAGGGUCAGGAACUCCUGAGAUAAGGUGACGACAGGCGAGAGGUGUGCGCAGGAGCCAGAUUACGAAAAUUACAUAUUUCCGGUACAGCCAGAGACCCUCUUCAUGUGGUUCAGAGUAUUUCUAGCACCAUCGAAAAUAUUUAUGAUUCCCCCUCCCCCCAUUCCUCGAGGGAGGGGGAUCUUGAUACCAGUAAGGGCUCUUGACCUCAGAGCUAAACAUUUUCUUUCUGACCAUAGAUCGGCACUGAAUGUCUACUUCCUAGGCGCACUAUGACCCUUAUGGGUUCAGUGCUUCCCCCUAAUUAGGAUAAAUAGUGGUGUUUCCCUACUGUUGAACGAGGAUUAUGCAUAUAGAUGCAUCGUACGGUCAGUGUAUAGUUUCCUCAACUUCAAGUAUACUCCCCAAUGAACUUAUUAUGUUAAUAGUUCUGGGGAUCAUCGCCCCCCGUGGCUCGGUCUCGCGCCACUAGGCUGGAAUACUGCUGUACAUUAACAUCCCCAUUCAAGGCAGGUGAAACUGCAGAUCUGGAGAAUGUACAGAGAACCUUUACUGAUCGUAUAACUACUGGGAACGCCUGGAAGCACUUGACUUGUACUCACUGGAGCGCAGGCGAGAGUUACACCAAUACAUAAAGGUGGUGACCCUACAGAUUUAAACAACUAUAGGCCAAUAUCAAACUUACCAUUGCUAUCCAAAAUCUUUGAGAAACUCGUGCACAGGAGACUAUAUUCAUUUAUAACGUCACAAAACAUACUCAACCCCUGCCAAUUUGGAUUCAGGAAAAAUAAAAGCACUAACGAUGCAAUUAUAAAAAUGCUAGAUCUGCUUUACACAGCAUUGGAAAAUAAGGAAUAUCCACUAGGAAUUUUUAUUGACCUAAGAAAAGCUUUUGACACAGUAGACCAUGACAUCCUACUCCACAAACUUGACCAUUACGGUAUAAGAGGCCAUGCGCUUGCAUAUUUCAAAUCUUACCUUACUAAUAGGUAUCAGUAUGUCACCAUUAAAGACACAGCAUCAACAACACAGCCACUUGAUACUGGAGUUCCGCAGGGAAGUGUCCUUGGUCCCCUGCUCUUCCUCAUAUACAUCAAUGAUCUUCCAAACGUAUCACGACACCUGAACCCCAUUCUCUUUGCUGACGACACGACUUAUGUCAUCUCUCACCCUAAUCUUGCAACCCUCAACACCAUUGUUAAUGAGGAGCUGAUCAAAAUAUCGACUUGGAUGACAGCCAAUAAACUUACGCUUAACGUUGACAAAACCUACUACAUUAUGUUUGGUAGCAGAGCAGGAGAUGCGCAAAUUGACAUUAAGAUCGACAACACUCUAAUUACCAGACAUAAUGAGGGCAAAUUCCUAGGCCUAUACCUCGACAACAACCUUAACUUCAGCACCCAUAUCCAACACAUAACCAAAAAAGUAUCCAAAACGGUUGGGAUCCUCUCCAAGAUACGAUACUACGUGCCGCAAACUGCCCUUCUCACACUAUACCAUUCACUUAUAUAUCCAUACCUCACCUAUGCUAUCUGUGCUUGGGGUUCAACUGCAGCAACACACCUAAAGCCAAUAAUAACCCAACAAAAAGCCGCAGUAAGAAUAAUCACUAAAUCCCAUCCCUGGCAACACCCCCCCCCCACUCUUCAUAGAUCUAAACUUACUCCCUGUUCAGUACAUCCACACUUACUACUGUGCAAUCUACAUCUACAGGACCUUAAAUUCCAAUAUUAACCUUGACCUAAAACGCUUUCUUUAUAGUUGUGACAGAACCCACAGGCACAACACCAGACACAAACAUCUCUAUGACAUUCCCCGUGUCCGACUAAACCUUUACAAAAAUUCAAUGUAUGUCAAAGGCCCUAAAAUCUGGAACACCCUACCUGAAAAUUCCAAAACUGCAGACACAUUCAUCACCUUCAAAACUACCAUCAGAAAACAUUUUAUCUCCCUGAUACACCCUGUCAACUAAUAAUAUGAAUACCACCUGGUGGUUCACACUUACACUCACUCACCCAUUUGACCAUAAACAGAAAUAUCAAUCUCAAUCUCAAAAUAAUGAAUCUUAACUAGUCAUAAGUUGGCCUGUGAUACUCCAAUACUGAAACUACGUAUAGUGCCAAAACAAAAGCAUUCACAUUGCUAAACUCACAACUAGUAUUUAGUCACUUAGCCAUAAUACCAACUUAUCUCAUAAUUUUGUAACAUUUUAAACCUAAGAUUUAAUAUAAGUCUGCCCGAAAUGCCUAGCCAUGCUAGGCGUUCUAGUGGUACACUCUGUAAUUAUUAUUUUACUACAUGUAAACCACACAAUAACCAAAUUCUGUAAACUCAGCAUUGUAAUACUUAUGGAGAAUAGUUUGAAUUUGAAUUUGAGUAAUUCAAAUGCACAGAUUCGGCUCUUGACUCUUGCUCUGGCAAGUCAUAGCAGCUCUGGCUCUUCUUGUACAGUCUCCGUACGAUCCCCGUUGGGGACGGGAACCUAUACAUUCGUCUUCAUCCUUGAUUGGGCACCACGAUGAGCUAUGCAAAUCGUGUCAAAAUCUAACCCAACAGCGGUACUUUGAAUGAUUCUUCGAAACUUGCUCUUGCAGCCGCCGUUCGGGGUGGGCUGCAGGUGAAGUUCAACACCAUAUUGACACUCAAGGAGGCCUUCAUUGUCGUGUGUAACGACGAUGUGGAAGCUGAGAAGUUAGUUACUACUCUCCAGCUCUCAGGGCAAGGAGAUCAGUAUUCCUCGAGAAACUAGAUAAGCUUCUCACUUCACAUCCAGUCGCUGAACUCGAGACAUCUAUUGAGGAUCAAAACUCGUGGGCCACUGUUGAGAGCAUCACGAAAAAUCUCCACAGCUUCGUUCAUGCUCAAAGUCACCUUCACCUAUGUGAACAUGGCAGCCACCGCUUUGACAGAUGGUCUUGCCGUCUAUUACUACUUCAUCAGCUCCACCUACGUCGAAGCUGAGGUACCACUACAUUCAUCACUACUGGAAUUGUUACUCAUAUGUUCACAACACCAAGGUCUGUCCUGUGAUGAAAAGAAGUUCUGCACAUGUGGCUGCGAGGGCUACGAUUUCAAGUCCUGCACUGCCUCUGCUCCGUCGACACCAACUUGCCUGAACUGCAAAAGCAAUGACCAUCACACUCUAGCUGCUAAAUGUCCCACACGUAAAGACAUUAUGAAAACAAAACAAAAAAACUCAAGAAUCGGCGCAGAAAAAGUCCUCUUCCAGAUCACCCACCUACGCUGCAAUUGCAAAAUUGCAGGCUGACAACGAAAAUCCUCCAGGCUUCUACUCAACCCUCCACCACCAUCUCACCUGACUGACCCGACUACAGUAAUACUACUACAUGGUCUAUGCACACAUGCACAACGCUGCUGUUCCUGGAACUUUCAACACAGCCAUUAAUGAACUCAAGUUAAACAACUUCCCAGCUUCUCCACCAUCUUCUGUCAUUCUGAACACCAACUCGCAUCCUGUCGUAGUUUCGACACCAGCAAGCCACUUCCAAGCAGCAUGCAGCUCCUCCUCCAAUUUCAAGUGACGUCACUCCAACUCCAACCAAUGAGGGGCCUUCGUUGCCUCCACUCAUCUCAGGAACCAACCAAUCACCACCCUAAUUGCCACCAGCAGCUCCUACCUCCCCUAACGUCGUCCACUCAGCGGUCUCGCCUUCCGCCUCCACCACUGCAACUGUCCAACAAGCGAUUCCGCUUGCCUCUACCCAUGAUGCUCAACCUCCAUGCCACUGUAUAACUGGACUCGCUUUCUACACCACUCGACAUUCUCCAAACGAACUGAUUGCCCGGGAACUCGUCAGCUCUCUCGAGGACGGGACUGCUAAGUUCACCUGUACUGCCACAUACGCUACCACCGUUGAUGAACUAAUCGAUAUCCUUAAGGAUCCUAAGACAAACCCCCAACUUCUUGCUUAAACUACACCGUCUCUCAAGAUCGAAGCUCAACUCUCUCCAAUCGGGGACGAUAAUUUAAGAAGCCACCCGCCAGCCAUUCAUUGUACAGAUCGUCCUGAUGGCUGCCUUCUGGAACUUCCCUGACUCUUCUGCCGCCGCCUUCACCAUCCUCUCCUUGGGAGCCAAGUACCGACGCCCUUCAUCCCUCUCCAGCCAACCUUACAGUACAUCUGUACCACACGCACCAAAGUGGUUGUGCCACUUGUCUUUCUUCCCCUCCUCCCUCCCAUCCUUUUCCAGUAUUUCCACCCCCAUCCUUCUUCCUUCCCAUUUUACGGCAGCUCUGGUCGUCUUCGUUUGAUUCGGUUCGAUAUCACAAUCUACACCUGGAAGAUGCUGGAGAGACUGGUCCCUAAUCUGUACAUAGAAAUCACUCCCUACGGUUGCAAAAGACUUGGCAGGCGAUGCAACUUAUCCCCAAUGAAAAGCAGAGGAACCCUUGGUAUACUAAGAGCAAACACAAUAAGUGUCCGGGGCCCAAGACUGUUCAACAGCCUCCCACCAGCCAUAAGGGAAUUAUCAACAGACCCCUGGUUGUCUUCAAGAGGGAGCUGGACAGAUACCUAAAGUCAGUGCCGAUCAGCCGGGCUGUGGUUCGUACGUUGGACUGCGUGCGGUCAGCAGUAACAGCCUCGUUGAUCAGGCCCUGAUCCACCGAGAGGCCUGGCCGUGGACCGGGCCGCGGGGGCGUUGCUCCCUGGAAUGCCUUCCAGGUAGACCAUUGUGCCCCGUAGCUCAGUCUCGCGCCACCAUCCCCCCCUCCCCGGUGUCUCGGUCUCGCGCCACCAUCCCCCCCUCCCCGGUGGCUCGGUCUCACGCCACCAUCGCAUCCCCCCGUGGCUCGGUCUCAGACCAGCUCUAAAUUUCAAAGGAAGUAUUGUGGGGGAUUACCCAUAGACCCCUGGCUGUCUUCAAGAAGGCUUUGAACAUGCACGUAAAGUCAGUGCCUAACCAGCCGGGCUGUGGUUCGUACAUCGGUUUACGUGUGGCCAUCAGUAACAUCCUGGUUGAUCAGGCCCUGAUCCACCAUGAGGCCUGGUCACAGACCGGGCCGCGGGGGGGGGGGGUUGACCCCCGAAACCCUCUCGAGGUAUCCUCCAGGUACUGAGAGACAGCAAAGUAAAUAUUGAAAGACUGUUAUUAUUAAAUUAGUAUUAUAAUUAGGGGGAGUGCUAAACCCGUAGGUGCCAAAUCGAAUUGGAAACGAGAAUCUGGUCCGAUGCAAGGGGAGGAUAAAUCCAAAUCCUUGAAUCAAGAGCUCCUCACCAGCUGAGAGGUAUUCAGAGGGCAUAGAACUAUUAAGAAAUAAAGGAAAUUAUAGACAAGCGUAUACUGAAUGUAAAGUAAAAGUUUGUAACUUUUAAUAAAACAUCUCGGCUCGCAACUGACAAUCCAGGGUUCGAUUCCCGGCCUGGGGGAGAAUAUGGACAAAUAUCCCUACACAUACUGUCCCCGUUCACCUAGCAGCAAUUGGGUACUUGGGCGUUAGUAGACUGAUGUGGGUGAUGACUUGCACCAGUUGGGUAUGUUUAUUGUUAAAACGUUUCGCCUACACUGCUUCUUCAAACACUAGACACCUGCUGCCUCUAUUUGACUGAAGAAGCCUACUGUGUAGGCGAAACAUUUCAACAAUAUACCCAACUGUUACAAAUGUGUCGGCAUUUUAUAAAUUUUCAAAAUUAUUAAGGUAUAUAGACAGACUGGUUAUAAAUGACCAUAAUUUUUAAAGGGGUGGACCGGUAAGCCAGCGGAAGGCCUCGGUCAGAUGACCAAAAGCUCCAAAGGCGGGUCAUCAUCUGACUAAGACCCGCGUCAGGAAACAUUUGUCCUGUUUCCUGACGAACCUUACCUAACCUAACCUAACAAUUUUCAAUAUAACACGGCUGGUAUGGGUAU
Messenger RNA from Cherax quadricarinatus, 10225 nucleotides. The record is from RefSeq and is a predicted model, not a curated record. Lineage: Eukaryota; Metazoa; Arthropoda; Malacostraca; Decapoda; Parastacidae.